Molecule: messenger RNA, 981 nt
Organism: Acanthamoeba castellanii str. Neff
Lineage: Eukaryota; Discosea; Longamoebia; Acanthamoebidae
Exons: 7
Coding region: 1-981 (326 amino acids)
Source: RefSeq, a predicted model, not a curated record
AUGGUGUGGGUCACAUUUACGACUUCACGCUGGACAAGCAGGUGGGCGCUGACGCACGGCCACGGCCGAUCUAAGCGGCUGUGGUCUUCGCUGCUUCACCCUCCCACCAUCCAGCGCAGCCGCCAGCGCGGCAUCGUUGAGGUCUCCACCCUCACAACGAACGCGUCACUCGAAGAAGACGGCAGAGGAAGCGACAAAGCUGAAGGGGCGCAGAGCGGGGAGAGUGUGCUGCAGUGGCAGGAGCGGAUGGAGCGACGGUACAAGUACGAAGACAUCACGCGGCAGCUCUACACCUACUUCGAAGCCCUCCACGCGUUCCAUCAUCAACGUGCCCCCGACAUCGCGGCAGCAGACACGAACACGAACCGAGCCACAACCACCGCAGACAUGAUGCGCACGCAGUUCGGGUUCGCGCUCGUCAAGCGAAGGAGCACCAUACCCGAUGCGGGGCACGGUCUCUUCCUGGAGGGCGCCGUGAGCGAAGGGACUUGCGUGUGCAUCUAUCCUGGCGCAGUCUACCAGCCAGGGGACCCGCUGCUCUUGCCGUCGCUUCGAAACGACUACCUGAUUCGGCGCUCGGAUGGGUCGUCGGUGGACGGACGACCGCGGGGCCUUUCGCGCUACUUCUACCGUUCCAUCUACGAAAAGUUUGGACCCUUCGCUGGGUUGUGCGAUGCGACGUGGCUCGACAUUAAAGAAGGAGGCACGAACGAGCACAACCCGUUCGGAUGGGGCCACUUGAUCAAUCACAGCGACGUGCCCAAUGUCAUGUACUUCGAGUACCAGUUCCCUCCAGACACGCCCGCGCACUAUCUGUCCUCCAUCCCCAACGUGUUCUACUCCAGCAAGGAUCCAGCCUGCGCGGUCAAGACCAUCGUGCUGAUGGCGAUGCGCCGCAUACGAGACGAAGAGCUCUUCUCCAACUACAACUUCAUCGGGCGAGCCACACCAGAGAGUAGACGCGAUAAGAUAAUGCGAUAA